Molecule: messenger RNA, 1293 nt
Organism: Acanthamoeba castellanii str. Neff
Lineage: Eukaryota; Discosea; Longamoebia; Acanthamoebidae
Product: SAP domain containing protein
Exons: 6
Coding region: 1-1293 (430 amino acids)
Source: RefSeq, a predicted model, not a curated record
AUGUACAAGCGUUCCACACAAUCCCCCAGGGCGCAGAGCCUGCACUCACGUCGCCGACGCCCCCCUCUUGUGCGUCCGGAACGAGCCACCCGCCUACGCUUUCGCACCCAAGAAUCCCUGGAGGAGAUCCACUACAUCGUGCAUGCUCCGCCAGCCUAUCACUACUCGCUCGCGCUGAGGGGCGGUGGUGGUGAUGUAGAUGGAUUUGCGGACGAGGAGGUGGAGGAGAACUGGGAGGCCGAGGAGCUCACCGUGCCCGAGCUGCGUGCGGCCCUCUCCAAACGACGCCUCCUCACCAGCGGACGCAAGAUGGACCUCGUGGAGCGGCUGAGUGGCGCGCUGCAGCGGGAGCGUACGGAGCGGCGGCAGGACGCGGGGACGGCCAAGCGGCGGAAGCUCGACGACAUCCUCUCCGCCCAGCAGGAUGAGAUGGAGGACCGCCUCGAGGCCUACAACCUCGCCGCACCGCCCAACACCACCUUCACCUCCACCACUUCCACCACCACCUCUACUACGACCACCACAGCCACCACCGAUGACGACGCCGAUCGCGACGCCAACAACGACACCACGACGAGCAGCAGCAGCACGACCAACUUUUCGUUCUUCUUCAACAGCCUCGAGGCCGAAUCAUCAUCGCCGCCGCGACCGUCGUCGUCAUCGUCAUCAGCUGAGUUGUCGUCGUCGUCGUCAUCCGCCAACGGCCACGGCGGGCCGAGCAGGAAACGGAAGAUGCCCGAGGAGGAGAACGGCGAGCAGGAGGAAAAGGAGAAAGGAAAGGAAAAGGAAAAAGGAAAGGAAGAAAAGGAGGCUGGCGAGGCGGUCGUGAGUGGGUCGCGGUUCACGUGGGGCGCGAAGGAGGAGACCGACGGGGGCGAAGACGGGCUCGUGAGCAAGCUCACCCGAUUCCUGGAGCUGGUCCCCUCCUCUUCGCCCUCCCGCGCCGCCGCCACCGCCCAACGGAAGCCCGAGCUGCUCCCGGAGGACCUGCUGCCGGCCGCUGCCGCCUGCUCGUCGCCCGUCAUCAUCGCCGCCGCCGCCGCCGCCUCGACGCCGCCCACCGCCCCCGCUCUCCCCAUCUCCUCGCCUCCGGCCAGCCCCAUGCGGCGACCGCUGAAGGGGGUGCUCAAGAGACGCGAGGUGAAGGCGCCCGAGGACAUGACGGCCGGCGAGCUCAAGGAGCACCUCAUCGCUUACGGGGUGGCUGGCGCAGCGCUAAAGCAGAAGAAGGCGGCCCUGGUGGCGCUGCUCCACAAGACGAUCCAACAGCACAGCAAGAAGGCCAGCGCAUAA